Elgaria multicarinata webbii is the source of this 3353-nucleotide messenger RNA. It is a transcript of the gene PDCD6IP, whose product is annotated as programmed cell death 6 interacting protein. The record is from RefSeq and is a predicted model, not a curated record. Gene Ontology annotation, biological process: mitotic cytokinesis; multivesicular body sorting pathway. The transcript is spliced from 18 exons. Gene Ontology annotation, molecular function: protein binding. Gene Ontology annotation, cellular component: endosome. Lineage: Eukaryota; Metazoa; Chordata; Lepidosauria; Squamata; Anguidae. The coding region runs from base 37 to 2667 and encodes 876 amino acids.
GGGGGCGACGAACGAGCCAAGAAGAAGGGGGAGAAGAUGGCGUCGUCGUCGUAUAUUACGGUGCAGCUGAAGAAGGCCUCCGAGGUGGACUUGGCCAAGCCGCUCUGCAAGUUCAUCCAGCAGACUUACCCGGGCGGGGAGUCUCAGGCGGAGCACUGCCGCGCCGCCGAGGAGCUCAACAAGCUGCGCAAGAGCGCGCUGGGGCGCUCGCUCGACAAGCACGAGAGCUCGCUCGAGACCCUCCUGAGAUACUAUGAUCAGCUGUGUUCCAUAGAACCAAAAUUCCCAUUUUCUGAAAAUCAGAUCUGUGUAACCUUUACCUGGAAAGACGCUUUUGACAAAGGAUCACUCUUUGGAGGAUCUGUCAAGCUUGCUUUGGCAAGUUUGGGUUAUGAGAAAACUUGUGUGUUGUUCAAUUGUGGAGCAUUGGCUAGCCAGAUAGCAUCAGAGCAGAAUGUUGACAGUGAUGAAGGAUUGAAAGCCGCUGCCAAACAUUAUCAGUUUGCUAGUGGCGCCUUCCAACACAUUAAAGAUACCGUCCUGUCCUCAUUAAACCGUGAACCUACAGUGGACAUCUCUCCAGAUACAGUUGGCACACUAAGUCUUAUCAUGCUGGCCCAAGCUCAAGAAGUCUUUUUUCUAAAAGCUACCAGAGAUAAAAUGAAAGAUGCCAUCAUAGCUAAACUUGCAAAUCAAGCUGCUGAUUACUAUGGCGAUGCAUUCAAGCAGUGUCAGUACAAGGAUACCUUACCCAAGUAUUUUUAUUUCCAGGAGGUGUUUCCAGUUCUGGCUGCAAAACACUGCAUAAUGCAGGCCAAUGCAGAGUACCAUCAGUCUCUAUUGGUAAAGCAACAAAAGAAAUUUGGUGAAGAAAUUGCAAGAUUGCAACAUGCUGCCGAUCUAGUAAAAACAGUGGCCUCUCGCUAUGAUGAAUAUAUAAAUGUAAAAGACUUGGCUGACAAAAUCAGCCGUGCACUUACAGCUGCUAAGAAGGACAAUGACUUCAUCUAUCAUGACAGGAUUCCUGAUCUUAAAGAUCUAGAGCCUAUUGGGAAAGCCAGUCUUGUGAAAGCUACUCCAGUUGUUGUCCCUCUGAGUCAGAAAUUUACUGAUUUGUUCGAGAAGAUGGUUCCUCUAGCAGUGCAGCAAGCUCUUACCCUCUAUAACCAAAGGAAGGCAGAUUUGGUUAACAGAUCAAUAGCCCAGAUGAGAGAGGCCACCAAUCUGGCAAAUGGGGUGCUGGCUUCCCUCAAUCUUCCUGCUGCUAUUGAAGAUGUUUCUGGGGACAGUGUUCCACAGUCCAUUCUGCAGAAGUCUAAGUCUGUGAUCGAACAGGGAGGCAUCCAAACAAUUGAUCAGUUGAUGAAAGAUCUUCCUGAACUGCUACAGAGAAAUAGAGAGAUUCUGGAUGAGUCGCUAAGGAUAUUGGAUGAAGAAGAAGCAACAGACAAUGAACUGAAAAGCAAGUUCAAGGAACGGUGGCAAAGAACACCAUCGAAUGACCUUUACAAGCCUUUGAGGACAGAGGGAGCCAAUUACAGUAAUAUCUUGGAUAAAGCUGUGCAAGCUGACAAACAAGUUAAGGAACGUUAUCAGACUCAUCGAGAUACUAUUUCACUGUUAUGUAAACCAGAACCAGAACUGAAUGCAGCAAUUCCUUCAGCAAAUCCAGCAAAAACUAUGCAGGGGACUGAGGUGGUUAAUGUCCUGAAAUCCUUGCUAGCUAGUCUGGAUGAAGUGAAAAAGCAGAGAGAGCAACUUGAGAAUGAUCUCAAAUCAAUAAACUUUGACAUGACAACGAAAUUCCUAACAGCACUUGCACAAGAUGGUGCUCUAAAUGAAGAAGCCAUUUCUGUCACGGAGUUGGAUCGCCUUUAUGGUAGUCUCACCCAUAAAGUACAGGAGACCCUGAAAAAACAGGAGGAACUGCUCAACAGUAUUCAGAAUUCACAUCAGGAAUUUUCUAAGAUGAAGCAAUCAAAUAAUGAAUCCAAUUUAAGAGAAGAAGUUUUAAAGAACUUAGCUGUAGCCAAUGACAACUUUGUGGAACUUGUGGGCAACCUGAAAGAAGGCACAAAGUUUUACAAUGAAUUGACCGAACUCCUUCUGAAGUUUCAGAACAAAUGUAGUGACAUUGUGUUUGCACGUAAGACAGAGAGAGAUGAACUUCUGAAGGAUUUGCAACAAAGUAUUGCCAGAGAACCCAGUGCUCCUUCUUUUCCUUCUGUGCCUGCAUAUCAAACAGCUCCCCCUGGAGGAAACAAACCUCCUGCAUCAUCUGCUCCAACUCCAGCCCCUAGAAGUUCUAUUGUGGCUAGUAAACCACAGCCACCAGCACGCCCUCCGCCACCAGUGAUUGCUACAGCAAAUACGCUUACUACUCCUGUACCAGCAGCCACUGGGACACCAGCUUCUCCAGCUGGCUCUGCAGCAAGCACAGCACCUUCACAGGCUCAGGGGCCACCCUAUCCGACAUAUCCAGGCUUCCCUGGGUAUUGCCAGAUGCCUUUGCCAAUGGGCUACAAUCCUUACAUGUAUGGCCAAUACAAUUUGCCAUACACACCUUCACCUAUGUACCAAACUCCUGGACAAGCACCAUAUCCAGGACCUCAGCAGCCUGGAUACCCUUAUCCACAGCAGCCUGGAUACCCUUAUCCACAGCAAUAACAUAUCUAUAAAGAAGCACUGCUUGUUAUUAAUAAGAAAAACUUGCAAUAAGCAUACUAAAUCUUUAGUUCCAGAUAGUGUACCUCGCUGUAUUGAAAAAGGCCUGUAACUUCUUUCUCUGAUUAAAUACUCCAAAAGUUCUAUGCUCCCAGCUGAAUUCUGACUGCAUUAGACCUCUUGAGAAGGUGGCAGGCUGCUGCAAUACUAUAUGGACAGAAUUAGAUAACAACAAAAUUCAACUGUAUGUAAACUAUUCUUAAACUCAAACAGAAUGUUUCUUUACAAAAGUAAUUUCUUAUAAAUAGAUACUGGGGAAUUGAGAUGAAAAGCAAAGUGGUACAACCACUGGGUCUGAUGUGGUCUACCGGACUAAAUAGGAUUUUCCUCUAUAUUAUGUUGGUUUGUAUUUUGGGUUUAAGUUUAGCUACCAGUAUGUUUAAUCAAUGCAUUGUAAAUCAUAAGUGCAAAUAAAGGGCAUAGGACGGUUUGAAAAUGUUAGCACUAGAUAUUUUUUUAUUACCUUAUUGUAUGUUUUUGAAGUUUGGGCACGUUCUUUGGUGAAGCUGAGGUUUCUGCUAAAUGGGCAAGGUUGGUUGUAUUUAAGUACCUGUAAUAUAAAAACAAUACCAUAAAUCAAGAUGUUAGUCCAGAAUAAGAGAAAAAUAAAUCAACAUAUUUUUAUUGAA